Molecule: messenger RNA, 3256 nt
Organism: Dacryopinax primogenitus
Lineage: Eukaryota; Fungi; Basidiomycota; Dacrymycetes; Dacrymycetales; Dacrymycetaceae
Product: N-acetyltransferase Nat10
Exons: 4
Coding region: 42-3206 (1054 amino acids)
Biological process (GO): rRNA acetylation involved in maturation of SSU-rRNA
Cellular component (GO): 90S preribosome; nucleolus
Molecular function (GO): tRNA binding; ATP binding; 18S rRNA cytidine N-acetyltransferase activity
Source: RefSeq, a predicted model, not a curated record
GGAGUGUUCACCUCUCAUAUACCACCUUCGUGACGUCCAAGAUGCGCAAACAACUUGAUCCCCGCCUGCCUACUUUGAUCAUCAACUGCGCGUUAACCAACCAGCGCUCACUGAUAAUACUUGUUGGCGACAAGUCCCGCGACCAAAUCGUCAACCUUCAUUUCUUACUCUCGCAAGCGCGCGUGAGUAGCCGACCCAACGUUUUGUGGUGCUACAAAAAGGAUCUGGGAUUUACAUCCCACCGGAAGAAGCGAGAAGCAAAGAUCAAGCGUGAGGUGAAGCAGGGUCGACGAGAGGCAAAUGAGCAAAAUCCGUUCGAGCUCUUCGUUACCCUCACGGACAUUCGAUACUGCUACUACAAGGAAACGCAAAAAGUUCUGGGCCAGACGUUUGGCAUGCUAGUACUGCAGGACUUCGAAGCGCUUACUCCGAACUUGUGGGCGAGAACAGUAGAGACGGUCCAAGGAGGUGGUAUGGUGGUCGUGCUGUUAAAGACAAUGCGGAGUCUUCGACAGCUCUAUACCAUGACCAUGGAUGUCCAUGCGCGUUACCGAAGAACUUCCUCUGGAACAGCUGUAUCACGCUUCAACGAGCGAUUUAUCCUCUCCCUGGGCUCCUGCCCAACCACACUGGUCCUAGACGACGAGCUCAAUGUACUCCCAAUAUCCUCUGUAAAGGACAUCACCCCCCUCGACCCAUCUUCAAUACCUUCAACUUCCUCCGCUCAACUCCAUUCAUUGAAGGACUCGAUAUCAGACGAGUCGGAGAGUGUACGAGAGGUGGUGGAUGUCUGCAAGACGGCCGAUCAAGCACGAGGCCUACUCGCCGUCCUGCCUCAUCUGGAGAAACAUGAGCUAAACCACACAGUCUCGCUCACCUCUGCCCGUGGUCGAGGCAAGUCUUCACUUCUCGGCCUAUCGCUUGCCCUUGCCCUCCAUUUCGGGUUUUCGAACAUCUUCGUCACGAGCCCGCACCCGAGCAACUUAAAAAGCUUGUUCGAAUUCUUGUUCAAAGGCCUGGACAAGCUGGGGUGGGAAGAGCAUUUGGAUUAUGACAUUCGGGUCGCACUGCCACAACCUGGCGAGGAGCAAGGGGCCGGGAAGGAUAUUGUGCGUGUCGACCUGAAGAAGAAGGGAAGGCAGACCAUCCAGUACAUUCACCCUCGAGACGCGCACAAAUUAUCACAAGCUGAGCUUCUCGUCGUUGACGAAGCUGCAGCCAUCCCAUUACCCUUAGUCAAGGCACUUCUUGGCCCAUACCUGGUCAUUUUGAGCAGCACGAUCAACGGGUAUGAAGGAACUGGACGAUCACUUUCUCUCAAGCUGAUCGCUCAACUGCGUGAGAGCUCUCGUUUGUCCUUGUCACAGCAAGCCUCGGGAGAUGACAAGGGGAGGUCAGCCGCGCUUAUCGCUGGCGCAUCCGCAAGAAAACUGCACGAGGUUACCCUUGACGAGCCAAUCCGAUAUGCGUUGGGCGAUCCAGUUGAAGCAUAUCUCUCCCGCCUACUACUGCUCAGCCCGCCCAACCCAAGUACUACCUCUGGCACACCCCAUCCUCGUCAAUGCAACCUCUAUUGCAUAUCGCGCGAUACGCUCUUCUCCUUCCAUCCCGUCGCCGAGAAGUUCCUCGAGAGGUGCUGGGGUUUGUAUGUGGCCGCACACUACAAGAAUGCCCCAGACGAUCUCAUGCUCCUGAGCGAUGCCCCCGCACAAAGGUUAUUCGUGCUAUGCAAAGAAAUUCAGACCGAUGCAACCACUUUGCCUGAGCCACUCUGUGUCAUCCAGGUGGCGAUGGAGGGUCGAAUAUCACGAGACGCUGUCAUGGAGGGUCUACGAGGUGGUAUCAGGGGAGGCGGGGACCUGAUACCAUGGCUCAUCAGUCAGCAGUAUCAGGACGAUGGAUUUGGAGGGUUGAGUGGAGCGAGAGUCGUCAGAAUCGCCACACAUCCAGAGUACAACAGUAUGGGCUACGGUGCGCGCGCCUUGGAUUUGCUGCGGUCUUUCUUUGGUGGAGAGCUGUUGAACUUGGAGGAAGCCGCACAGGAAGAACCACUGGAGAUGAAUCGUGAUGUCAACGACAUCGAUGCCUCCACUUCACUACAGACUGACAAGCCCAGCUUACGACCUAUCACCUCCCUUCCUCCCCUACUUCGCAAACUCACAUCUCUGACACCAGAGCCUCUCGACUACCUCGGUGUGUCCUACGGAUUAACCGCGCCUCUGCUCAAGUUCUGGAAGCGCGCGGGUUACGUCCCUCUGUAUGUGCGUCAAACGGAGAAUGAGUUGACUGGGGAGUGCACCUGCGUCAUGCUGAAACCUCUCCGCAGCGAUGGAGAUGAAUGGCUGGCCGAAUUCGCACAAGAUUAUAGGAAGCGUUUCCUCAGCCUGCUCAGCUUCAAGUUCCGCGAAUUUCCCAGUGUCAUGUCCCUCUCCUUGCUCGAAGCAGUCAAUUCAGGAGCAGCUGCGGUGAAAGAGAAACCACGGGAGCUGGACGCGCGCGAGCUGGUCAUGCAUCUGACACCGUUCGAUAUCAAACGACUCGAGUCUUAUGCUUCAAACAUGCUCGACUAUCACGUCGUGCUGGACCUCAUUCCCGUGUUAUCCAAUCUGUAUUUCCUCCAGCGUGUGCCAGCUAUUGGUCGACUGUCUGGCGUACAAGCAAGCAUUCUUCUCUCAAUUGGUCUUCAACGCAAAACCGUAGAGGAAAUUGAGUCCGAACUAGGCCUUCCUGUGAACCAAGUCCUCGCACUGUUCAUCAAAGUGAUCCGCAAGCUUUGCACCCACUUCCAAGUCUUACAGAAAGCUGAAAUUGGCGCCGAUAUCCCUGAGGAGCCGGUGAUGCCUAAGAUGAACGCGAAGGGGACGACGAAUGGCAAAGAAUGGAAAGCCCUGGAGAAGACCGUGGACGAGGAACUGGAAGAGGCUGCAGUGGAGGAUGAGGAGACGAGGCGGAGAAAACAGGAACAGAGACAGAUGAUUGACAGUCUAGACCUGUCAAAGUAUGCCAUCAAUGACGCCGCUCAAGACUGGUCAGCUGCGGAGAAGCAGGUGUCGGCGCUCACCAAGACGGGGGACAAGAAGGGCUUGUCAAGCCUCGUAAGCGUGAAAAGCACAGAAAACGCCAAGAAGAGGAAAGCCGAGGAGGAGACGAAGGGGAACGGAGAGGGGAAGAGGAAGAAAGAUGGAAAGAAGGUGAAGAGGGUGUAGAGUGGUAUAACCGUUGGCGUCGCCUGCAUUUGUCGCAAUAUAAUCUCAAC